Messenger RNA from Helobdella robusta, 3351 nucleotides. RefSeq lists its product as hypothetical. Lineage: Eukaryota; Metazoa; Annelida; Clitellata; Rhynchobdellida; Glossiphoniidae. The coding region runs from base 1 to 3351 and encodes 1116 amino acids. The record is from RefSeq and is a predicted model, not a curated record. The transcript has 9 exons.
AUGGCCAUGUCGACAUCCGAGACAGAAUCCCACCAUACUCCUACGAGUCUCAUCAAACUCUUCUCAAAAAACGACCAAAACAACAACAACUUCGGCAACAAAUUUUCUAGCAGCAACAACAACAAUUUUAACAACAACAACAACAACAUCAAAUCACCCAACAAAUUUUCCAACGGCAACAACAAUAACUUUAAUUUCAGCAACACUUCAGAAAAUUGUGCACACUGUGACGAGCGUGUGUACCAAGUCGAGAAGAUUGGGCCGGUUAACGGCGUAACCUUCCACAAAAAAUGCUUCAAGUGCUGCCUUUGUUCUCAGAUGUUUUUAAACUUUCAUCCCUCUGACAAAUGUUUCUCCAACUCAUUCCAGAUUCUCUCCCUAAAGACCUACUUCACCAACCCCAUUGACAGCAACGAUCGCAAACUCUACUGCUCCAAGGACUGUCCCAAACUACCCCCGACAAAUUUUGAUGCGAGUGCCGUCAAUAUCAGAGCCGCCAUGUUAGCUCCAGCUAGAGGUGUCAAAGCAUCCGGUGAUGUCAUACGGUGGUACGGGGAUGUGCCUAAAAUAGGGGCAGACGCAUUGCAUAUUAGAGAGGCCAUCCAGGCGCAGAGCGAGUUUGAUAGGAAGUACCUGCUAAACAACAGGCAUCAGUUCCCUGCUUGGAUCAAAACAAGAGGCAAGUUGUUGAAGUACCAGGAAGAGCUGGAGAGGAAGCAGAGGGCAGAGGAGGAUGAACUUGUCAGAGCCUUUCACGACGAAAGAAUCAAGGAAGCUGAAAACGUGGAGUUGGAAAUCAAACAGGAAUGGGAAUCGAAUCUGAAAAAAUUGUUGGAACAAAAUAAAAUGAAGAGAAAAGAAAGCAUGACGUACGAAAGAGACGUAGACGAUUUGAAGAAGACUCUGAACAAGAAGCGGCACAGCAGGUACGAAGCUCUGACCACGAAGUUACAGGCUAAAGCCCAGGAGAGGACUGCCACCAUGGUCAAGAAGCACAGCGAGGAGAUGUUAACUCUACUCAAAGUUAAGCAGAUGGAGCUUAAAAAGGAAAUUGUUACCGAAUUGACCAACGAAGAUGACGAGCAAAUGUUUUCGGAUGCCCUGUCCGUCAUGACACUCCCGUCCGAGAUUCCCGGACCGCACCCACCAAGGUAUCGGAAGAGGGAUCUCUAUAAGGAUCCCUCUGUCUUCGCCGAUCUCGAUGAAGAAGUUUUCAAAGUGGCUGAAACCGAGCAGUGUACGUUUACAGACCUAGUCGAUCAGCUAACUGCAAAUUGCGUCACAGAUCUUGAAAAAGCGAGAGCCAUAUUCCGAUGGAUAACAGUGAAAGAUUUGAACGUAAUGGAAUUCAGCGAGACAGUAAAGCAAGACACCCCCUUGGGCUUGCUCCGUGGCAUCAAGUAUGGUACUGAAACCUACCACACGCUGUUCAUGCGGCUUUGCAGCUACGCUGGUUUGCUCUGCAAAGAGGUCAAAGGUCACUCAAAAAGCGUCGGCUACGAGCCGGGCAUGAAGGUGAGGCCUGAGAUUUUCCUGAAUGUCUGGAACGUGGUGCUCAUCAAUGGAGACUGGAGACCUGUGCAGUGCAACUGGGGAGCUAGACAUCUGGUGAUGCACAGAGAUCCCCAACAGCAGCAGAGGCAGCAGCAACAACAAAAACAAACAACCAAACUACGCGACAAAAUCAGGUACGAAUAUGACGAGCACUACUUCCUGACAGAUCCAGACGAAUUCAUCAUGGAGUUCUGGUCACUCGACCGGGACUGGCAACUUCUCGAGAACCCUAUAACUCUGGAAGACUUUGAGAACAUGCCUUUUGUUCGAUCCGUUUUUUUUCAUCAUGGUCUAGAGUUUGGAGAAAGUUCUAAAAAAGCCGUUCUAGAAACUGAUCAGAGUGGAGGUGUUGAAAUAAAAAUAAACAUGCCCAGCGAGUUGAAAGACGAAUUAAUAUUUCACUACCAUCUACGAUUUGCUGACAGAAGCAAGAGGAAAGAGACUCAUUAUAACGGCGUAGACAUGGAGAGAUAUGUCUUUCACAUUAUAAAUGAUCAAUUAUCCUUAUUCAGCGUUCAUGUCCCCGCAGUUGGAGAGUACUUCUUAGAAAUAUUUGCCAAUCGAUACGACGAAAGUUGUUUCAAAUCAAAUGACAACGAUCCUCAUUACGAGAACACUGAACCAAACCAGCCGUUUAAAUUAAAAUGCGCCGCUAAAUUUAAAAUAAUCUGUUCGAAGAUAACCAGCAAGGUCUACCCCUUACCAAGUUGUGCCCCGGGGGAGUGGGGACCUGUAAAAGCUCAACGUCAUUUUGGCAUUAUCAACAUUGGUAAUCCAGUUGGAGUGCUGAAUUUAACGGAAAAAGUUACGCUAAAGUUUCAGCUGCAGAAAUGGAUGAGAAUAUUAGCUAAACUUCGUUAUAACGGGGUCGAUAAAAAUGCACUGGAAAAAUUUAUAAAUUUCACAAUAAAUGAUGAAAAGAUUGCUAUUAUAAACGUUACAUUCCCUCAAAAAGGCCAAUAUGGGAUUGAUUUAUAUGCAAAUGCAGACAACCCCGAUGAUCCAAAUGCCUCUCUAACGCAUGUUUGUAAAUAUUUGGUCAACUGCACUUUUGUAAGCAAUCCAGUAGCUUUGCCUCAAAUUCAAAGGAGCGAGUCGAUUUCGGAUAGCGUAAGGACCGAUUCACACAGAACCAAUAUUUCCAACGGAACAGAACCGCAUAAAUCUAACAACAGCACGUUAAUAUACGAAAACGACUAUACAAUGCCAGGAGGCAUAACGGAAAACCUACCAACAGUAAUUCGUCAUCAAUCUCUACAUAUGCCUGACGAAAGAUUGAUGUCCGUGAGAGGACAGAGGCUUCCAAAUCCUUAUGAACAACGGCAAUCAAACCAUUCACAAACCCACGAUCAGGGUUCUACGAACAGUCAUGAACCGAAACGAUCGUCAAAACCGAUUAUUAAUCCGUUGCCUGAACCACCAAAUUUAGGCCCAACUCCAGCCUUCAAUUUUUAUAGUCUGAAAACUCUGUCGCAUAAGUCCGCAGAAAUUGAAAAAAUUGACAAAAACGGGAAUGUGAGUGUGGAAAUAAGUCGACCAGGUCCGAACGUGAAACUGUUGCCGAAGCUGAUACUGGAGCCUGGCAAGGAUUGCACACAUCUGGUAUCUGUAAAAGAUGCGCCAAAGAAAUGCAAGUUUUCAAUGACCUUACCACGAUAUGGUCAGUACUGGUUGACCAUUUGGGCAACAAAUGAGAAGGAGCUCAACAGUAGAAUAAGCGAAGUCUUCACCUACAGCUUGAGAUUCGCUCAGUUCGAAAGUAUCAAAAAUAAAUCCAGCUUGAAUAAAAAGAUUUAG